GAGGGGCGGCGCCCGCCAAGUUGGGCGCUGAGGCGAAGGCGCCGCUUCCUCUUCGCCCUCGCAGCGCUCGCCGCUCGGCUCUGCUCCGCGGGGCCGGCAGCGCCGCCGCCCCCAGCAUGGACAACAAGCCCCUGCUGCAGGAGCGGCCGCCCGCGUACAGCCCCGCCGCGCAGGGCGCGGGCUACGACUACGGGCAGAGCAACUACGGCACCAUCCCCGCCCCGCAGCCCGGCUUCCAGCCGCCCCCGCCCUACCCGUACCCGGGCGCCGCGGCUGCCGCAGGGUAUGCUGUUCCUCCACCGCCACCCCAGCCAAACUAUUCGAGCACGUACACCAUUAUUCAACAGCCUGCUACCACCACUUCUGUAGUAGUAGUUGGUGGCUGUCCUGCCUGCAGGGUUGGCGUGUUGGAGGACACCUUCACCUGUCUCGGUGUUUUGUGUGCCAUUGUAUUCUUUCCAAUUGGGAUUCUGUUCUGUCUUGCACUGAGGCAGAGAAGAUGUCCUAAUUGCGGGGCAGCUUUUGGCUAAGGGGAGGAAUGUGGACGUGCUUAUGGAAGCUACAACUCUUAGCAUACUCUUUCUAAUGUAAAUGUCAUGUACAAUCAUCUUAUUUGCUUCAGAUCUGUUUUGUAAAGUGUGAAGAAACUUAGUCUUUUGCAUGUAAUUUAAACUUAAUCUUUUAUGAACAUGUGCAUUGCAAAACAUGAAAACCUGACUUGUUUUCCAUGUUUAGUGGCACCUGUUGAAAACUAAAUAAAACUGCUUUUCCUUUUGCAAUCCUCAA
Colius striatus (speckled mousebird) is the source of this 786-nucleotide messenger RNA. It is a transcript of the gene BRI3, whose product is annotated as brain protein I3. NCBI's taxonomy places the organism in Eukaryota, Metazoa, Chordata, Aves, Coliiformes, Coliidae. The coding region runs from base 117 to 530 and encodes 137 amino acids. The transcript has 3 exons. The record is from RefSeq and is a predicted model, not a curated record.